AUGGCCUCAGUGCCUGUGUAUUGUCUCUGUCGACAGCCUUAUGAUAUGAAUCUCUUCAUGAUAGAGUGUGAUCUGUGCCAGGACUGGUUUCAUGGUAGUUGCGUUGGUAUUGAAGAAGAGAAAGCUGCUGACAUUGACAUCUACCACUGCCCUAACUGUGCAGUCUUACAUGGCCCUUCCAUUAUGAAAAAGUGGCGUGGUUCUUCUAAUGAGCAUGGAGUUCUCAAGAGGGAGCCUGUGAAGACUGGGAGCCCUGUCUUUAUCCACCAUCUCCAGCAUAAAACUUUUGAAAGCUCUGAGGAAGUGAUCUUGAAACCCACAGGAAGUCAGUUGACAGUGGAAUUCCUGGAAGAGAGUAGCUUCAGUGUGCCCAUCCUUGUCUUGAAGAAGGAUGGGUUGGGGAUGACACUCCCCCCAACAUCCUUCACUGUCAGAGAUGUGGAACAGUUUGUUGGUUCUGACAAAGAGAUUGAUGUGAUUGACGUGGCCUGUCAGGCUAACUGCAAGAUGAUGCUAAGGGAUUUUGUGAAAUAUUAUUACAGUGAGAAGAGGGAAAAGGUCUUUAAUGUUGUUAGUUUGGAAUUCUCUAAUACCAGGCUUUCUAAUAUGGUAGAGAUGCCCAAGAUAGUUCGUAAGCUUUCCUGGGUUGAAAACUUACGGCCAGAAGAGUGUGGCUUUGAGAGACCCAAGCUACAGAAGUAUUGUCUUAUGAGUGUUAAGGACAGCUAUACAGAUUUUCACAUUGAAUCUGGUGGUACUUCAGUCUGGUACCAUGUGCUUACCGGUGAAAAGAUCUUCUACCUGAUCCACCCAACCGAUGCUAAUCUGACUCUUUUUGAGUGUUGGAGCAACUCCUCUAACCGAAAAGAGAUGUUCUUUGAUGACCAAGUGGAUAAGUGCUACAAGUGUUCUGUGAAGCAAGGACAGACACUUUUCAUUCCUACAGGAUGGAUCCAUGCUGCCCUGACCCCUGUGGAUUGCCUAGCAUUUGCCGGAAACUUCUUACACAGUCUUAAUAUUGAGAUGCAGCUCAAGGCCUAUGAGACUGAGAAGCAGCUGAAGACAGCAGACCGCUUUAAAUUCCCCAGCUUCGAGGCCAUCUGCUGGCAUGUGGGAAAAAACAUCGUAGACAUCUUUGAAGGUUUAAGAGAGAACGGGAGGUACCCUGCCUCCUACUUAGUUCGUGGCAGCAAAGCUCUGAACGUGGCCUUUCAAACCUGGACAAGGAAAGAAGUUCUGCCAGAGCAUGAGAAUGAGAUUCCGAAGUCAGUGCAGGCCAUCCAGGUCAUUGAAGAUCUGGCUAAGGAGAUUUGUCUGGUUGAAGAUAUCUUCCAACAGAACACCCAGAAGAUGAGUUCUACUUCCAGGCUCCAGCAACUCUUCCCCACCAGUUCCUCUUCCUUAACUAGGCCAACUCGUUCCACUUCGGUAUCCAAAUCUAUAUUAGCACUGCCCUCCAAAAGGGCUUCAAAAAAGAAAGCCUCAAGGUAUAGGAACCUCUCAAAGAAGGCAGAACAAAAGGGCCAACAGAGUGUGGCUUUGGCGCCUGCUGGCCAGCAUAGCCGUGACCUCAUGCAGCCAAGCAAUCAUCAAGUACCGAAGUUAAAGUCUUCCCUAAACACAGAGUUUAACACCACUAGUACCUACUUGAAUGGAUCAGAUGAUUAUUCAAAACCUGCCAAAGUCUUUGAUGGGAAUGAGAGUGUGGUGGCUUCAUUGAUGGCUAAUGGCAAUACCAAGACAGUGAAGAGAUUUUCCAAUUCUUGGAGCACCAGAAUAACAAAGAAGAAAGAUAUUUCAAGGUUAGUGAAAGACCAAGUCAUGGGAGACAAAUUCGACCUGGAUACAAAUGAUGAGCUGCAGAUUAAAAAGAGAUUUGAACCAGGGGAAACCGAGAUUACCCUUAAGGACAACUCUCAAACAGAUGAAGAAAUGGUGAAAGGCUUUGAAGGCAGGCCUAGGAGUGGGAGUGGCUCUGGAAGAGUUCUUGAGGUGGUUAACACCAGCAGACAGGCAGGAGGACCUGGCUGUGUUCGCACUGAGGAAACAGACUCUUCCAACAGUAAGGGGGCUCUCCAGAACAUUGUGCUUUUGGCUGACUUGCAUUCUCCACCCUCACCAGCUCCCUCUGGCCUAAAGGAAUUUUGGAGUGGUGGGCAGAACCAAGGCAAAGAGAGCUCCAGCUUGGGCACAGUGUCUAACACUCCUGUUUCUCAGCACACCACAGGGAAAUGGCCCAUCAAGCGUCUAGCAUACUGGAGAACCGAGAGUAAGGGAAAAAAUGUGGAGGAUCAGAAUAGGUUGGGAGCACGCUUUAAGGAUGCUAAGUACAUCUACUUAACUCUGGAGUCAGAUGAUGAUGAUGAUGAUGAUGGUGACCCUGUUCUGAGAUCUCUACCAAAGAAGAGGAAGACCUCAGAUAAUGCCCCAUGGAUUCCUAGGCCAUGUGUGAUCCCAACACUACUGAAGCAGGACUGUCCUGUGCAUGAGGGUACCAGAGUUGCCUCCAUUGAGAAAGGCUUGGCUGCAGCAGCUGCAAAGCUGGCACAGCGGGUCAGCAACCUGAAGUUUGACCUAAGUCAAUGUUCAUGCUGA
Meriones unguiculatus (Mongolian gerbil) is the source of this 2595-nucleotide messenger RNA. Its product is annotated as histone lysine demethylase PHF8-like. Gene Ontology annotation, biological process: regulation of transcription by RNA polymerase II; protein demethylation. The record is from RefSeq and is a predicted model, not a curated record. NCBI's taxonomy places the organism in Eukaryota, Metazoa, Chordata, Mammalia, Rodentia, Muridae. Gene Ontology annotation, molecular function: histone demethylase activity; transcription coregulator activity. The transcript has a single exon. The coding region runs from base 1 to 2595 and encodes 864 amino acids.